AUGGGCUGGUGGGUGCGGGCUGUGGGGCGCUUCCUGCGGGGGGCGGCCGGGCGCAGGCCCCCCCGAGGGCCCCGGUGCAGCUCGAGCCGGGCCUCUUCCUCCCCGCCGCCGCCGCCCCCGGUCUCGGAGCUGGACAAGGCGGACGCCUGGCUGCUCCGGAAGGCGCAUGAGACGGGUUUCCUGUCCUGGUUUCGCAAUGGCUUGCUGGCAACCGGCGUCGGAGUAAUUUCUUAUGUUCAGAGCGACAUGGGACGAGAGGCAGCUUAUGGUUUCUUCAUUCUCGGCGGGAUUUGCGUCUCUUACGGCAGCGCCUCCUACCUUGUCAGCCUCUUCCUCCUCCGCCGCACCAUGAUGCUUGCUUUCUCCACGGCCCUGCUGAACGGCACGGUGGUCACAACGGUGGCGCUGUUCUGGCUGUGUGCCGUCUCCCUCUACAUCGGUCGCCUUGAGGUUGAGAUCAUACAGGAGGACAGUAGUGAUGAAUGCCAGGACUCAAAAAAGGAUGAUGGGAAGUCGGACGAGUAAAGACCAAGGUCCUGGGGAAUUUUGCUGCUUUCAUGAUGGUCAUUUAGAAUGUUCUCCAGCACGCUCAGUGGACUGAGUUUUAAUGCACUAGAUACAGCGCCCACGGGCUGUCCUGCCCACAGUGUCCAAGGGCACAAAGAAAGGGCAGCUUUAUUGUAAAUAAGACACUGUUGGCUGCUUUAUAUUUAUUUAACAUUUUCCAGAUUGGCAGUGGGAAUUAGCAUUCGAAAAAUUGGAUCAUCGAACAGAAAUAUGGCUGCAGGAGACCCUGCUGUGGUAGCAAAUGGAUUGGUGGGACGGCUUCCCAGCUGGGAGCUUGCGUUGCUGUCAAAAUGGAUCUCUGAUGCUUUUAAAGAACUGGCUGUCCAUUGAGAUCCUGUGCUCCCGUCUCCCACAUACAUCCCAUGCCUGUUCUGCCACGUAUGCAGAAGCUGGAAAUUUUAAGCCAAAUUCAGCUGAUGCUCCCUAGAAAUGUUGAAUCGCAACGGGUAUCCCAUGGAGCCCGAUCCUGCUGCCCCGGCGUACGUUGUAAAGUUAGCACAUCCCAUUGAGAUUACUCACAAUGCCUCUUGAGUCCAUUUUACAUCCAGAUCAGUUAAUGUUUGUAUUAAAAACAU
This is a messenger RNA of Emys orbicularis (European pond turtle), 1142 nucleotides long. It is a transcript of the gene TMEM160, whose product is annotated as transmembrane protein 160. Bases 1 to 525 code for a protein of 174 amino acids. The record is from RefSeq and is a predicted model, not a curated record. Lineage: Eukaryota; Metazoa; Chordata; Testudines; Emydidae. The transcript is spliced from 3 exons.